Helianthus annuus (common sunflower) is the source of this 684-nucleotide messenger RNA. RefSeq lists its product as uncharacterized. The record is from RefSeq and is a predicted model, not a curated record. NCBI's taxonomy places the organism in Eukaryota, Viridiplantae, Streptophyta, Magnoliopsida, Asterales, Asteraceae. The coding region runs from base 1 to 534 and encodes 177 amino acids. The transcript has 3 exons.
AUGGGGCUCGUUACUAGGUCAACGGAGGAAGAGGCUUUGGUGGUGGGAGCUAAUGGAGGGAACACUGAGCCGAUUUUGGCUGCACAAAAGUUUCCAAAGUGGCUUCCGCAUGUGGUAAAAUGCUUAGAGGAACUGGAUUUUAUAAGUUUUAGUUUCGGAGAUUUGGAUCAACUUCAAGGUGCGCUAUGUAUGCUUCGGAACUCACCUAAUUUGGAAGUACUUUGUGUCACACCUACGCAGAUGGGACCCGAGGCUGAUUUGCAAUUAACGUCUGACUACUUAGAAUCCCCUGACUGUCUGGAUCAGACAUUGCUCAUGUUGCAAACCGUAGAAAUGACAUCUUUAGAAGGGUCAAGACCAGAGCUCCUCUUUGUAAAGCUUCUGCUCGAUUGUUGUCCACAUCUUGAAAAUAUGAUAAUCCAACCAAAAGCAACCACUAAUGCUGAGAAAAGGCACAACAUUGCAAAGGAUGUUUUGAUGUUCCCACGAGCCUCACCAAAAGCAAAAGUGGUCUUCUUGGAUCCGGAGCCAUAAUUCUAUAAGAAUGUUUUAAGUGCAUUGAUUGAUAUCCGGUAGCUAUCUCGUAGUUUAUAUCUUGUCUUUUAUUUUACCUUUUUUCGUAUGCAGUUGACAGUACAAUGUAUGUUAAAACAAUGAUAUUAAUGGACUUGGGCUUUUGCUGGA